AUGUCCGACGGCCAAAUGACAAAUCAACUUAACGUGCAACAGCAGGAACAACAUCCGCUGCUGUCAGCCAUCUCCGGAAAUAAUUAUGCUCAAACGCAGCGUGUGCAUUACUAUCCCAACCACUACUACCCGAGCCACUACUUGCCGGGCCAUUACCACCAAGGAUACCAAGGAUACCAGGGGCAGCAGGGACGACCACCGCUCCUGGCGGCCGCCAGCAGCCACAACGGUGCUUAUGCGGCCACGGCGGCUGGCAGUGGACACUCCGGCUACGGCGGCAUAGAGCCAUCCGUGGAGUACGAGCUGCAGCAUGACCCAGCCUCGGGUAGCUUCUCCUCCUUUCAUCCGAGCAGUGCGGGCAGUGGGCCCGCAUAUCCAUCUGCCCACCAUUCCCCGCCUGGGCCACCACCGCAUCCUCCGCCCACCAAAUCGUCAAAGAAAUCGAAGAAGAGCAGCGGUUCGGUGAUGAACGCACUAACGCUGCUCUCGUUCUUCUUCUUUGUGAACAUGCUGCAGAACUGCCUGAAGGAUCAUAUGGCGGACAUGAAUCCCACCGUGAUGGUGCUCACAGCCAGCGGCACUCGCAACCGUUUCAACAAAUUAGCCGAGAUGAAUUCACGCGAACAGACCUCCACAACGGCCACCGAAUCGGCAACGGCGUCGGCAGCGGCAUCAUCUUGGAAUCAUCAGGCUGCUUUAGUUCCGGCCGUCGAGCCGAGUGUGCCGCCCUCCAUUGUUACGCCCACGGUGGUGCUGCAAUCGCCCUACAGCGGUCACACUGAGAUGGCCAAUAAGCCACCCCACCGCCAGCCAACGGAGUACCAGUCGAACCCUCAGCAAAAUCACCACGAUUAUCGGCCCCACAUCGCGAAUGAUGAUGCUUAUAAUUAUGGGCAGCGCAGACCUCCGCCUCAGACCUUCUCCACCUCCGAUGCCAGCGAUUUCUAUCCUAAUCGCACACACAUCGACCACUCGUCCCGGCCCGACUUUGAAUCGGAGUCGGGCUCCGAUUACUAUCAGCACCACUACAACCCGUAUGCUGGCACAAACUCCCGUCGGCACCCUUGGUCUUAUGGCAGGCAGCGUUACUCAUCCGCACCAUGGUCUUCAGCUUCGUUGGGCGCUCAGUCGGGCGUGAGCUCUUACUUGGAUAAUGCCCAGCGCCGGCAAGGUGAUGAUGACGAUGGUCAUGGUUAUGGCUAUGGCUAUGGCCACAGGGAUAGGGAUAGGGAUAGGGAUACGGAUGCAGAUGGUUACUGGGAUGAGGACGAGAAUGGUCAGCAGCGGCGACGCAGCGAUGCUUUCUAUACUCGCACACGCAUUAAUUGA
Drosophila sechellia is the source of this 1329-nucleotide messenger RNA. RefSeq lists its product as uncharacterized. The transcript has 3 exons. The coding region runs from base 1 to 1329 and encodes 442 amino acids. The record is from RefSeq and is a predicted model, not a curated record. NCBI's taxonomy places the organism in Eukaryota, Metazoa, Arthropoda, Insecta, Diptera, Drosophilidae.